This is a messenger RNA of Anarrhichthys ocellatus (wolf-eel), 1532 nucleotides long. RefSeq names its product E3 ubiquitin-protein ligase TRIM69. The transcript is spliced from 2 exons. Bases 45 to 620 code for a protein of 191 amino acids. Gene Ontology annotation, molecular function: protein binding. Lineage: Eukaryota; Metazoa; Chordata; Actinopteri; Perciformes; Anarhichadidae. The record is from RefSeq and is a predicted model, not a curated record.
CCGGCCAGUUUGUGGGGCCCUUACAGUACAGGAUAUGGAAGCACAUGAAAAGCUGCCUUUACCCAAAUAUUACAUCAAUGACUAUUGACCCUGAGACUGCCCACCCUAAUCUGUCCCUGUCCCAGUCCUGCACUUCAGUGUGGUUUGAGGAAGACAAGGACACAAAGCAUUGCCAGAAAAACCCACAACGGUUCCACUUUUAUUACUGUGUGCUGGGCCAUCAGAGCUUCACGACAGGCCGACACUACUGGGAGGUAGAGGUGGGAUGUAAGACAGCAUGGAGGUUGGGCGUUGCACGACAAGAUGUCCCAAGAGGGGAGAUGGAUGCUACCGGCACCUCCAGUGGCCUCUGGACUCUGGCCCUGAUGGGCGGAUCUGUCCAAGCUUACACCGACCCAAAGCCCACCAAGGUCAACGUAUCGGUCCGACUUGUCCGCGUCGGUGUGUUCUUAGACUGUGAAAAGGAGGAGGUGUCUUUCUAUAACGCUGUUACCAUGGCGCCAAUCUACACCUUUACUAUGGGAUCGGUUGAGGUUCCUCUGCUCCCUUUUUAUAAUCCAUGUGACGCAGAUGAAGGCAAGAACACGGGAGCAAUUAACAUCUUUAACCCUUCACUAUGACGAGGGGCUGCAGGGAUUUCCAACACUAAUUAUUAAUUUUAUAUUAAUAGAAUUAUUCUUACAUUUAGAGCUGAAGUGAUUAGAAAACAAUAAUUGGUAAGUAUUUAAAAUAUCAAUUAAUGGUUAGUAGGAAACAUUUUCAAGCAAAAAUAUUGGCUUUCUUCUGAUUUAUGUGAAUUGUUUGGGUUUGGAAAUGUCAUAAUGUCAUGAUGGACAAAACAAGCCAUUUGAAGAUAUCACCUUCUGACAUUUUUUAAUUGAGUAAAUAAUUGACAGAUUUAAUGAUGAAUAAAAUAGUUGUUAGUUGCAGCCCUAAAUAUAUGAUGCACUUGCUGAAACUUUCCGAAAACCCGUUGCAAACAGAGAAAGUCUACAUUAAAUAAUUUUAAAGAAAAUACAUAAAACAUGGCUGUUGCGAUAACCACAAAUAUUUGUAUCUGUUUUGAAUGCAAAUGUUCUUUCACUGUGAUUACUUUAGAGUUUGUGGAGAAUAAAUGUGAUGGGAAAAUGUGAUGCUUCAAUCUUGAGCAGAUGCAUUUGUAAAAAGAGUUAAAACAAAUCCCAGGUUGUAAUCUGCGGCUGGCCUGGAGCUUCAGGGUCCAUAGCAGGCGUUGACAGCAUUAUGAUGUUACCUUUGGCCUGUUUAUAAAUAUCUCUGUCGUGCUUGCUUCGCUAUGAUGUGUCCAUGCCAAUGUUAUGGAAGCUGUUAAUAGUGUGAUGCGGAGGCCUGAGGGGUGAGAAUGUGGCGCGUCACAUAAAUGAUGGCUGUCAUCGAGUGAGACGACUGACUGAGAAAAGAAUAGACAGCUCCGAGACAGAACCGUCCUUCUGCCAGUUUGUUGUUUGGAGAAUAGGAAAUCAAAGACAACAGGACGGAUGUCAUAAUCACUUGUUUAUUCUUAGUAUUCCUUU